AUGGAAGAACAGACAUCAGAUGCAGACUUCCUCACCUCCCCCUCCCCUUCUCCCUCUACCCUCUUCCACUGCGACUACAGCGACUGGUCCCCCUCAUUCUCCAUCAUCCCCUCCGUCUACCUGCUGGCCUUCCUGGUCGGUUGCCUCGGUAACAGCCUGGUGCUGUGGGCCUACCUGGACCGAGGGGAGGGGAGGGGAAUGAUGACCGGAGACCAGACUCGGAUUGCAAAGCUCUGUUGUGCUGGCGUUUUCAGAACCAGCCAGCGGAACGUUAACAACGCUGGGAGAUUUGUGAAGAAGAAGGAAAACUGCAGAUAUUCCUCAUCUCGCUCCUCCUCCAACUCCUCAUCUUAUCCUCCCUCCAUCCCCCGUCCCUCACGCUCACUGACAGACUCUCUGAUAGCCAGCUUGGCGUUGGCUGACCUCUGCUUCCUCGUCACUCUCCCCCUGUGGGCCAUCUACACAGCCAUGGGCUACCACUGGCCUUUUGGGCAGCCCCUCUGCCAGAUCAGCAGCUUCCUCACCGCUCUCAACAUGUACGCCAGCGUGUUCAGCCUGAGCAUGCUCAGCGUGGAGCGGUACUGGGUUCUGAUAGGACGCCGGCACUCCAGCCAACAUGCCCCUAAGAGCUGCCCCAGCAGGGCUUUGUGGAUCCUGGGAGGGGUGUGGGCGCUGGCAGGGGUGCUGGCACUUCCUGGUCUGCUGCUGCGCUCUGUCAGGGAGGUGGAGGUGGAGCCAGAGGACGACUGGGAGCUGGAGCCAGCUCAUCCCACUGAAGCUGCAUCAGUGCUCCUCUCCUGUCAGAUGGAUUACUCCAUGCUGAUUGGAGCAGGGCUGGAGGGGACAGAUCGAGAGAGGGCAGAGAUGUGGUGGGCGGCCGCCUUGAGCCUUAAAUCAACCCUAAUUGGCUUCCUGCUCCCUCUUGUCAUCUUGCUGGUCUGCUACUGCUCACUGGCCCAGCUCCUCAGCAGACACUUUGGACGGGGCCCUCGUCCUGACCGCAGGCGCCAGCGGAGACUCCUCAGGGUCAUCGUCACAUUAGUGAUGGCCUUCUUCCUGUGCUGGCUGCCUCUGCAUGUUAAUAAGACUGUUUCCAUGCUGCUGGAGUUUGGCUUUGUCCCAUACUCCUGCUCUUUAGAUCAGCUGUUACUGGCCGCUCAGCCUUACGUCACCUGUUUAGCUUACCUCAACUCCUGCCUCAACCCUGUGCUGUACGCUGCCUGCGACCCCUCAUUCAGGAAGCGAUGCAGAGGAGCUCUUCUCGUGUGCUGCAGGAGAGGAGGAGAAGUAAAGGAGGGGAAGAAGGAUGAAGGAGGGGAAGCGAAAGAGGAGAGGAGCUCAGCUUUUCCCACGAGAACACAAGAGGAAACGGCAGACAGGACAGAGGAGGAGAGGGUGGGAUGA
Molecule: messenger RNA, 1404 nt
Organism: Acanthopagrus latus (yellowfin seabream)
Lineage: Eukaryota; Metazoa; Chordata; Actinopteri; Spariformes; Sparidae
Gene: aplnr2
Product: apelin receptor 2
Exons: 1
Coding region: 1-1404 (467 amino acids)
Biological process (GO): G protein-coupled receptor signaling pathway; immune response
Cellular component (GO): membrane
Molecular function (GO): G protein-coupled receptor activity
Source: RefSeq, a predicted model, not a curated record